GUCGUCGUAACGGCUGUUCCGUGACAGUCGGUGAAAAAACGACGGCGUGUCACGGUGGCACGGUGGCAGCGAACGAGUUCGCCAGGCUUUCGUCAGUGAUCCCUUUUUCUUAGAAUCGUUCACGGUUUUCCACGCCACGGCGACAAUGAGGAAACUCUACUUACUGUUCGUGGGGUUAUUCUUGUUAGCGGGAUUCGUCCGGGCUGAAGAUGAGGUUGAGGAGAAUGCCGGUACUGUGGAGAGUGAUCUUGGCGCCAGCCGCGAAGCGUCGCGAACAGACUAUGAGGCUGUACAAAGAGAGGAGGAAGCAAUAAAGAUUGAUGGUCUAAAUACUGCCCAGAUAAAAGAAUUAAGAGAAAAGGCUGAGAAAUUUGCGUUUCAGACCGAAGUCAACCGCAUGAUGAAACUUAUUAUCAAUUCUCUCUACCGUAAUAAAGAGAUUUAUCUCAGAGAAUUAAUAUCAAAUGCAUCUGAUGCACUAGACAAGAUCAGAUUAUUGUCUCUCACUGAUAAAAGUGUUCUGGAUACAAAUACCGAAUUGGCUAUUAGAAUAAAAGCAGAUAAGGAGAACAAAAUAUUACACAUAAUGGAUUCUGGUAUUGGCAUGACGAAGCAAGACCUAGUGAAUAAUCUUGGAACCAUUGCAAAGUCUGGCACAGCCGAGUUUCUGGGAAAAAUGCAGGAAGUGACAAGCACUCAGGAUAUGAAUGAUAUGAUUGGUCAGUUUGGUGUGGGUUUUUAUUCCGCGUACUUGGUAACGAACGUUGUUGUCGUUACCACUAAGCAUAAUGAUGAUAAACAGUAUAUUUGGGAAUCUGAUAGCUCAAACUAUAGCAUUGUUGAAGAUCCACGGGGAAAUACUUUGAAAAGAGGAACGACUGUGAGUUUACAUUUGAAGGACGAAGCGUUAGACUUCCUAGAGCCAGAUACAAUAAAGACCUUGGUAAAGAAAUAUUCACAGUUUAUCAAUUUUCCCAUAUAUUUGUGGAAUAGCAAACAAGUACAAGUCGAUGCGGAAGAAAUGGAAGAAGAUAAGUCUGUAAAGGAGAAAAAUGAUAGCGGUAGUGAUACCAAAGAUAAGGAAGAUGAGGAAGAUGAUGCUAAGGUGGAAGAGGAUACGGAUGAGAAGAAACCUAAGAAAGUGGACAAGACCGUUUGGGAUUGGGAAUUGUUGAACGACUCGAAACCAAUUUGGACACAGAAACCAAAUGAAGUUGACGAGAAAGAAUAUAUUGAGUUUUACAAGACACUCACGAAGGAUAAUCAGGAACCUUUGGCGAAAACGCAUUUUAUUGCAGAGGGUGAAGUCACGUUCAAAUCUGUUCUGUUUAUUCCAAAGGUUCAACCGAGCGACAGCUUUAAUCGUUAUGGCACCAAGUCCGACAACAUCAAAUUGUAUGUCAGGCGAGUCUUCAUUACUGAUAAGUUCACCGACAUGAUGCCGAAUUACUUAUCUUUUAUUCGUGGCAUCGUGGACAGCGACGAUCUACCGCUUAACGUUUCACGCGAGAAUCUCCAGCAGCACAAAUUGAUCAAGGUUAUCAAGAAGAAACUCAUCAGGAAGGUACUGGAUAUGAUCAAGAAGAUCCCAAAAGAGGAUUAUCAAACGUUCUGGAAAGAAUAUAGCACAAAUAUCAAAUUAGGCAUAAUCGAGGAUCCUCAGAAUCGUGCAAGAUUAUCCAAAAUGUUGCAAUUUCAUUCGUCAUCGCAGAAAGAAAUAACCUCCCUGCCUGAAUACGUAUCCCGCAUGAAGCCUAAUCAGCAGCAUAUCUACUAUAUUGCUGGUUCAUCCGAGGACGAGGUGAAGAAAUCGCCAUUUGUCGAACGGCUGGAGAAGAAGGGCUAUGAGGUGCUGUACCUGACAGAAGCGGUGGACGAGUACGCGAUAUCGGCAUUACCAGAGUUUGAUGGUAAGAAAUUCCAGAAUGUUGCAAAGGAAGGUUUCACGUUGGACGAGGGAGAACGAGCGAAAGAACGAAUGGAACAAUUGAAGACGAUGUUUGAACCUUUAGUCAAAUGGCUGAAUGACAUUUUGAAGGAUCAGAUCAGUAAGGCGCAAGUGUCUGAACGUCUGACCGAUUCGCCUUGUGCCUUGGUCGCCAGCAUGUUUGGCUGGACUGGUAAUAUGGAACGUUUGGCGAUCUCGAACGCACAUCAGAAGACCGAUGAUCCGCAGAAGAGCUACUAUUUGAACCAGAAGAAGACGUUGGAAAUUAACCCAAGGCAUCCACUCAUCAGAGAACUGUUACGUAGAGUUGAGGUCGAGUCGUCCGAUCAGACAGCUAAGGACAUGGCACUGAUGAUGUUCCAUACGGCAACUUUGCGAUCGGGUUACAUGCUACGGGAGACUGCCAGUUUUGCAGAUAGCGUGGAACAACUAAUGAGGAAGAGCUUAGGUAUCUCUUUAGAUGAGGUACCCGAGGAGGAGGAAUCGCAGGACGAAGAAGCAAGUAACGAGAAGGUGUCAGACGUCGAUGCUGAGGACGAAAAAAAAUAUGAGGAAGAAGAGGAGGAGGAGGAGGAGAAACACGACGAGUUGUAAUAAUAGAAUGUAAAGCGAUAUUCGAAAGACUUGAUCUAGAAGCGUAGCUAUACAAUGUAUAGUUACCUUAAAUUCUCUCAAAUGCGACUUUCAUUGUCGCAAGUUUGUAAACAAUUUAAAUAUGUACAAUUUGAUAAAUAUGUUAAUUCAGUUUGAUAUCGUGGAAAUUUUCAACAUUGUCAACAUUGUAAAAGCAAAGUAGCUAAAUUCUUUUUCUAAAUAUAUUUUCAUUUUGAUCUUCCACAUCUUUUUAGUAACGCGAAGAAAGUACUGAUUAAGUGUUACUGAUAUAUGGUAUGUUUGUGAUAUGUGUGAGUGUAUUUGUACAUGAAAUAUACAAAUUAUAUUAAAGUAUAUCGACAGUA
Monomorium pharaonis (pharaoh ant) is the source of this 2907-nucleotide messenger RNA. RefSeq names its product endoplasmin (gene Gp93). Gene Ontology annotation, molecular function: ATP hydrolysis activity; ATP binding; ATP-dependent protein folding chaperone. NCBI's taxonomy places the organism in Eukaryota, Metazoa, Arthropoda, Insecta, Hymenoptera, Formicidae. The record is from RefSeq and is a predicted model, not a curated record. The coding region runs from base 146 to 2542 and encodes 798 amino acids. Gene Ontology annotation, biological process: protein folding. The transcript is spliced from 4 exons.